This is a messenger RNA of Aspergillus piperis CBS 112811, 1636 nucleotides long. RefSeq names its product cytochrome P450. Gene Ontology annotation, molecular function: iron ion binding; heme binding; steroid hydroxylase activity. The record is from RefSeq and is a predicted model, not a curated record. The coding region runs from base 87 to 1631 and encodes 514 amino acids. Lineage: Eukaryota; Fungi; Ascomycota; Eurotiomycetes; Eurotiales; Aspergillaceae. The transcript is spliced from 4 exons.
ACAACACCUGCUACCACCCAUACAGAUUCAAAUUCCUUUCCAUUUGCUUUUCAAGCCCUCCCACGAGGAAGGAUAGCCACUAAACCAUGGCUGUUGUGGAGAUUGUAUCUGACUCAAGCAACUACCUACUGCUCAUUGUCGCGUUCUUCAUAUACUUCUCAUGGCAUGCGGUAAAAUUCUGGAACAACAAACACCUCGACAACCGGGAACCACCACCGAUUCCUUAUUGGGUGCCAGGUAUCGGCCACACUCUAUCUUUUCUAUCAGAUGCCGAUAAGAUGAUCGAUCAUGCAUUGGCAUACCUCAAAACAAAAAGAAGUCCCUUUAAACUUCACGUUGGUGGUAAAUCGCUCUACGUGGUCCAAGAUGUACCAUUGAUAUCAGAUGUCCACAAGCGAGUCAAAGAAUUAAGCAACGACAUUUUCAUUGAGCUGUUGUUGACAGCGGCUGGUGUCUCGGACUCAACGAGGACUCGCCUAUGGUCUUCGAUAUCUCCUGAGAUUAAGGACUCAAUCCUUCGAGCACUUACAAACAACUUCCAAACAGCUCUUCGUGCACACUAUCGGAGAAACUCGAUAACGUUAGGGUUGCUUUCACAAAUCCAGCUAGCUCCAUCAUCUUUGCCCCUUUAUCAUCCCCUGAGAAUAUCCAUUGACGGACCGGCAGAGGUCUCAUUGCACAAUUGGGUUGUGGAUGCACUGGUCACAAUAACCACUGAUUCACUUUUCGGGAAAGUGUGUAUAGCCAGAUUCCCACAGCUGAAAGACAAUUUGUAUCUUCUCCAUAUGAAUAUACCUGAUAUAUUCUCGUCUCGUCCUCGAAGGAUCUUUCCAAAGGCUUAUGCAGCUACUGAUAAUCUGGUGCGGGAUUUCGAAGAAUAUUUCGACCUACCAAAAGAAGAAAGGAUGGAUCGCGCAGAAAUCGUGACUAUGAUUGAGGACAAGCUUUCCUCCGCUGGACUUUCUAAUAAAGAGUUGGCCAUGCUGUUUAUUUGGGCUUUCUGGGGGAUGCUCGGUAACUCGUCAACCACUGUGUUCUGGCUCUUGUGCCAUACUCUUUAUGACCCUACAUUGUUUUCCGCAGUUCGGGCCGAAUGUGACAGGGCAUUCCCGGAGACUAGCGACAUGCCCCCACACGAAAUCCCAGCACGGCUAGAGAGCUGUCCAACCCUAAAGGCGGCCUUUCAGGAGACGCUGCGUCUCUAUGCCGGAAUGUCCAUUUUCCGCCAUGUUUAUGAAGAUACAGAAAUUGGCCCAUAUCACCUAAGAAAAGGCUCCAAUCUCAUGAUACCCUAUAACCGUCUUCACGUGGAUAAAUCUUAUUGGGGUCCCGAUGCGGAGGAAUUUAAAUAUCGGCGUUUCCUUGACAAUCCCGAAUUGGCAAACUCUAGAUAUUUCAGACCAUUUGGGGAGGGCACUCAUCAAUGCGGGGGCAGGAUGGUGACACCUAUAAUGGCGAUGUACUUUGUUGCUACUGUUGUUUGUCGGUAUGAUGUUGCGAUAGUGGGUGGGGUUGAAAAGUAUCCGCUCCCCCGGGUCGAGACUGCGAGAAGAAUGGCGACCGUGACUACAAAGGUACCAGUGGCUGGUGAUGUGCCUCGGAUUACGAUUAGUCCGCGAGUGAAGGUUUAACCGGG